ACGGCAGUCUAGCUGUUUCUUAUCUUUCUCCCCCUCCCUGCCAACCCGGUUGCCUGGUGGCGAACAGCCGCGUCUUCCCAUUCCGUGGUUGCUGUUUGCAAGUAGGAAGACUCACACCCCGUGGCAUUCAAACCUGAAAUAUUCGGAACUACGGCAUCUCAAACGAACAACAGAAAACACGACCGAGUUGUGGAAGGUACCGAAGGAUUGUUCGGUGUCCCGAGAAGGGCCGCCUUUGGUGCGGUGAGCAGCCUGAUUCGCGUUCCCGUUACUGAGAUUGGAUAUGAUCGGAGCUUUGAAUGAAAAUGGGUGACAUUUUGGCAUAUGAAUCUGAAAUUUUUGGACUGAUCAAGGAGUAUUUAAGAUUUUGUGACUUUGAAGAAACUGUGAAAAUUUUUGAGAAGGAAUGCAAGGGCAAAGGAAAGCCUAUCCCCAAGACUAUAGGAAAUGGUUUGAGAGAUUCAAAAACUUUAAUAAUUCAGAAAGAAUUCUUGACUUCAUUUGAGGAUGGUGAUGAGAAGGUUUUUUUUAAUCUGUGGGAAGAGCACAUUCCUGAGCACAUCCGAGACAAGGAUGCUCAGUCACAAAAACUGGAGUUUUAUUUGCAUAUUCACUUUGCCAUCUUCCCACUAAAGACUACGCUUGGAGCACUGGACAGAAGUGAUUUGGAUGAGAGGAUUGCUGAAUUUAAACAUUAUUUGGAGACGAGGGGAGCUGCAAUGAGUCAAACUACAGAAUUUUUACCUUAUUAUGCACUACCAUUUGUUCCAAAUCCAGUGGCACACCCAUCAUUCAAAGAACUGUUCAAGGAUUCCUGGACUCCAGAGCUGAGAAAAAGACUGGAACAGUUCUUGUCUCUAAUACUGAAAGCCAAUAAUGCUCCAAAGCUGCUUACUUUAUUUAAGGAGACUGGGUCAAGCAAUAAAGAGUAUGUCCAUCAGUUACAACAGCAGCUUCUGGAUGCUGAAAGGAAAGCUGCAACGUACAUGAAAAGGUAUAAUAAAAUGCAGGCAGAUUAUCAUAACCUGAUUGGAGUGACGGCAGAACUUGUAGAUUCAUUGGAGGCCACCGUUACUGGAAAAAUGAUCACACCUGAGUACCUACAGUCUGUUUGUGUCCGCCUUUUCAGCAACCAAAUGAGACAAAGUGUGGCACAGAGCAUUGAUUUCACAAGGCCUGGAACUGGAUAUUACUCUCUGAGCUCAAAUGACAAUGAUGAUGGAUAUGCAUCCUCCAUGUUAAGGGCAUCUAUCGCACCACCGAAGUCCAAAGAUGUACCUCUUCUCCCUUCGCUGGAUUAUGAGAAGCUGAAGAAAGACCUUAUGUAUGGGAAUGACCGUUUAAAGGCCUUAUUGCUACAGGCACUCCGCUGGCGACUGACCAGAUCCUAUCCUGGAGAACAGAGGGAUACAGUAUUACAAGGUUAUAUUAGUAAUGAUUUGCUCCAGUGCAACAGCAGUAAUCAGAGAAGUGUACUUCAGUUGCUGAAUUCCAAGAGUGAGGUUGUCAGGCAAUACAUGGCACGACUAAUUAAUGCUAUUGCUUCUUUAGCUGAGGGGCGAAUAUAUCUAUCCCAGAAUCCAGUGCUACUGAGAACGCUGGAGAAUACACUGAAGAAUGGAGAGAAAGAUUACCUUAUGAGAGAGAAUGUUCUUGGUGCCUUACAGAAAUUGAGCCUUAGACGUGCAGCACAAACCGCAAUGAUCCAAGAUGGAAUUGUUAUGUGGCUGGUAAAUGUACUGGAGGAUACAGAUUCUCUAUCUGACUACACCUUAGAAUAUUCCGUGGCCCUCCUCAUGAAUCUCUGCCUCAGGACUGCAGCUAAGAAAAAGUGUGCCCAGCAUGCUAAACAUGUUCUCAAGGUGCUGUCUGACCUACUGGGCCAUGAGAAUUAUGAGAUUCGUCCAUAUGUAAAUGGAGCUCUCUACAGUAUUCUUGCAAUUCCCUCAAUACGCGAGGAGGCAAAAGCCAUGGGUAUGGAAGAAAUUCUCCGUUGCUUUUGUAAAGAAGGAAAUGCAGAGAUGAAUAGGCAAAUUGAGUUCAUCAUUAAGCAGCUUAAUUCAGCUGAAGCUUAUGAUGAUGGGCUUGAGUCAGAUGAUGAGGACGAAGAUGAUUAUGAUGAAGAAAACCAGAAUGCAAUGGAAUCUGAUCUUGACAAAGCAGAAGUACUGCAACCUCAGCCAAGAGAGCUGUCCGGAGAGGCAUUGCUAAAUUCAGAAUAUCUUGGGAUUAUGGCACAUACUUUAAAAACAAGAAGGAAAGCAGCUGCAGUUCCUAGUCAGAUUAUUGAUGAACCACUCCAGCGGCCUGUCACACCCAGCUAUCACCGGACAAUUCUAACACAAGACGCUAAACCAGGACCUGAUGUGUAUUACCCUUCCAACUCGUGCGGGAGUGGGGAUAACAAUUUGCAGUCCAUCCACAUUUCUCGACCAGCUACACGGAGUGGGAGCAGACCCAAUACUUCUGAUCGCUGUAGUCCGAUUUUAUCUUUAGAUCCUGAGACUGGCAAAUUUUUUUCUCAUGGUUCUGGAAUUGCACAGAAGUUAGAAGCCUUGUCUCUUCAAUCUAUAUCUGACCAAAGCACUGAUGAGCGUAAUGGACAGACAGAAAGCUAUGAUAACUUCAACCCUGCAUUUACUAGUCGACCCAAGAUUCCUAGGACCCCAGAGGUUUCAAAUACAAGCCCUCGAAAGCCCAGGACACCACCCAUUGCCCCUCAGUUCUCUCAGUCUGGUCCCCAGCAAACCAACCGACCAAAUUCAGGAGGAUCAAAUGGAAAAAACAGGCAAAGCAGCCAGUCAUAUAGGAAGUGAAAACUAGAUAUUUGAAUACGCAAGUCAGUUACUUCUCUUGAGAUUCUUCCAGUUAGCAAGGAGUCGGUUUUUAAAUGUAACCCUCUGUUUAGUCCUACACAUCAAGUCUUCAGGCAUUCUCUUGAGGAGAGUGUGUCUUAAUAUACUGCAAAAGUCUGCACGCUCACUCGCCAACAUCCACUUUUAUAUAUCCCUUUUAUACUUGGGGCAAAUGGCAUCUUGGAGAAGGUCCUUCAGAUUCAGGAGCCCAAUCAAGUAAAUAAAGAUUUGGUGGAGUGUGACAGCCAUAAAUAUGUGGUUACAUAAUGCCAGUUGUAGCCCAUUAAUUUAACCAACUGCUAAAAUAUUUUAUGAGUAAACUGCAUUCAAUCAACAAUUUUUUAAAUAUAUAUUAUGGAAAAGCAUUAGUUCUGUGAAAGACAAAAAAAAAAAUAAUUAAGGGAGACAACUGCCUGUUUCUGAAUUCAAGGAGAGAUUACAGAGUUUUCUAAACUACACACUUGCUAGCCUUUUUUUUUGGAGUAGCACUUCGUUUGAAUCAUUUACAAAUGCAAUAAUGUUGGUACAUUGAAGACGAAUUCCCAUUCUUUUAACAACAUCAUUGCUCAUCAAAUUAUUUUUUCUUAAUCCUUAUGUUUUCAUACUGAAGCAAUAUGAUCUUGUGAGGGGUAACAUAAUAAUUGUAUGUAUUUUGUGUAUAUUUUGGGAUAACUAUAUUUUUAUAAGAAGCAAAUUUUGAUAUAUUCCAGGUUUAUGAUUUGGAUUGUGUUUCUGUGUCCACUUUCCACUCCCUUCUCCCACAUUGCUGUCUCUCCCUCUCCUCUCCUCUCCUCUAGUAAGGAAUGAGGUUGCUGUUUUCAAGUACAGUCUUCACAUCUCCUUUUGUUUCCUUAACAUAACUGCAAGUGUGAUGUGUGGCUCCCUGCUUUUAUUCUCUUCUCAUCAAUUCAGUGUUGUUACAUGCAAGUAUUUGUGUGUUCCCUCACCUGAAAUUCUUCUUGCCACUCUCUUAUGAGUGUUAUUUUUUUGUGUUUUUCAAAUGCAUGUCCUUGAACUUAUCGAGUCUUUUCGCUCAAACUAAAUUGAGUAGUUGUUGUGUUUAUUACUUUAUAAAUCAGGGUAUUUAUUUGUCUAGCUGGUACUUUUACACACACUGUAUCUUUUGUAUUUCUUUCAUAAGCACAUUUACAGUGACACGUAAACAUUUGUAUAAUUGUGGUUUAUCUGUAACAUAUUUUUAUCCUGUUUUUAGAUUGUGUGCAGUGCUAUAUUUUCAUAGCCAUUGACUGAAUUUAUUGUUCUAUGUGUAUUAAUAAAUAUCCUUUAAAAUGUU
Polypterus senegalus (gray bichir) is the source of this 4149-nucleotide messenger RNA. Its product is annotated as lisH domain-containing protein ARMC9. The transcript is spliced from 26 exons. Gene Ontology annotation, cellular component: centriole; ciliary tip; ciliary basal body. Bases 300 to 2816 code for a protein of 838 amino acids. Lineage: Eukaryota; Metazoa; Chordata; Cladistia; Polypteriformes; Polypteridae. The record is from RefSeq and is a predicted model, not a curated record. Gene Ontology annotation, biological process: cilium assembly. Gene Ontology annotation, molecular function: protein binding.